UAAACGUCAAUUUGCAACCUAAUUAAAUGCCUAAAGUGCAGUUUACAGCCACAUUAAUUUAAGCGCAUUGUUACAAUUUUAAACACGAGAGCUUUGUACAUUCUUAUUUUCAAGCUUUUGUUUAUUUAAUCAUUUGCCGAGAUGUACCCCGUUGGUCAACCUCCAGCGGGGGAGACGAGUGCUGGUGCCGUGAGUGUGUCUGGAGCCGUGAGUGCGGCGGCGGGCACCACGGGAACGGCCACGGGGGCGCCAACCACCGCGCCGGCCACGGGCAGCUCUCCGACCGGCGUGACGAGCGGCACGCUCGUGUCCCCCGCCGCAGCGCCGCCGCCCGACCUGCCAGUGCUCACCUGCCCGCGCCGCCCCAACCUCGGCCAUGAGGGCCGGCCGAUCAUGCUCCGUGCAAACCAUUUCCAAAUAUCAAUGCCGAGAGGAUUUGUACAUCAUUAUGAUGUUAAUAUACAACCUGAUAAGUGUCCUAGAAAGGUGAAUAGAGAAAUUGUUGAAACUAUGGUACAUUGUUACAAUAAAAUAUUUGGUGCUCUAAAACCUGUGUUUGACGGUAGAAACAAUUUGUAUACAAGAGACCCCCUGCCUAUUGGCAAUGACAGAGUCGAGCUUGAAGUUAUUUUGCCUGGAGAAGGAAAAGACAGAGUGUUCCGAGUUACUAUUAAAUGGGUGGCACAGGUGUCAUUAUUUGCACUGGAAGAAGCAUUAGAAGGUCGUACAAGACAGAUUCCAUAUGAUGCUAUACUGGCUCUGGAUGUUGUCAUGAGACAUUUGCCCUCGAUGAUGUAUACUCCUGUUGGAAGAUCAUUCUUUUCAUCUCCUGAAGGAUAUUAUCACCCUCUGGGGGGAGGUCGGGAAGUAUGGUUUGGUUUCCACCAGUCUGUGAGACCUAGUCAAUGGAAAAUGAUGCUUAAUAUUGAUGUGUCUGCAACUGCCUUUUACAAAGCACAACCUGUUAUAGAAUUUAUGUGUGAAGUGUUAGAUAUAAGGGACAUUAAUGAACAAAGAAAACCACUGACUGAUUCACAAAGAGUGAAGUUUACCAAAGAAAUCAAAGGACUCAAGAUUGAAAUAACACAUUGUGGCACCAUGAAGCGGAAAUACCGAGUGUGUAAUGUCACACGUAGACCUGCACAGAUGCAAUCUUUCCCUCUACAAUUGGAAAAUGGACAAACAGUUGAGUGUACUGUAGCUAAAUAUUUCUUGGAUAAGUAUAAAAUGAAACUCAGAUACCCGCACCUGCCGUGUCUGCAAGUAGGGCAAGAACACAAACACACGUACCUGCCGCUCGAGGUGUGCAACAUUGUACCUGGACAGCGCUGCAUUAAGAAACUAACUGAUAUGCAGACGUCGACCAUGAUUAAGGCGACCGCGAGAUCGGCCCCCGAUAGGGAGCGCGAGAUCAACAACCUGGUGCGACGCGCGAAUUUCAACACGGACCUGUAUGUGAAGGAGUUCGGCCUAACCAUUUCCAACAACAUGAUGGAGGUGCGCGGCCGCGUGCUGCCGCCGCCCAAGCUGCAGUACGGCGGCCGCGUCUCCUCGCUCGGCGGACAACAGGCGUUGCCGAAUCAAGGCGUGUGGGACAUGCGCGGCAAGCAGUUCUUCAUGGGCGUCGAAAUCCGAGUGUGGGCGAUCGCGUGCUUUGCUCCCCAGCGGACCGUCAGAGAAGACGCGCUAAAGAACUUUACGCAGCAGUUGCAGAAGAUCUCGAACGACGCGGGCAUGCCGAUCAUCGGGCAGCCGUGCUUCUGCAAGUACGCCACGGGGCCGGACCAGGUGGAGCCCAUGUUCAAGUACCUCAAGUCCACCUUCGUGCAGCUGCAGCUCGUGGUAGUGGUGCUGCCCGGCAAGACGCCGGUUUACGCCGAAGUGAAACGAGUGGGCGACACAGUACUCGGAAUGGCGACGCAGUGUGUACAAGCUAAGAAUGUCAACAAAACAUCGCCGCAAACGCUUAGCAAUUUGUGCCUCAAAAUUAAUGUCAAGCUUGGAGGUAUCAAUUCUAUUUUGGUGCCAUCUCUACGACCAAAGGUGUUCAACGAACCGGUGAUAUUCUUGGGCGUGGACGUAACGCACCCGCCUGCGGGAGACAACAAGAAGCCGUCCAUCGCAGCUGUGGUCGGCUCCAUGGACGCGCAUCCCUCGCGCUACGCGGCCACGGUGCGCGUGCAGCAACACAGACAAGAGAUCGUGCACGAGAUGAGCAGCAUGGUGCAGGAGCUGCUGAUCAUGUUCUACAAGAGCACGGGCGGGUUCAAGCCGCACCGCAUCAUCAUGUACCGCGACGGCAUCUCCGAGGGGCAGUUCAUACACGUGCUGCAGCACGAGCUCACCGCCGUGAGGGAAGCCUGCAUCAAGCUGGAGGCGGAAUACAAGCCCGGCAUCACGUUCAUCGUGGUGCAGAAGCGGCACCACACGCGGCUGUUCUGCGCCGACAAGAAGGAGCAGUCGGGCAAGUCGGGCAACAUCCCCGCCGGCACCACCGUGGACCUGGGCAUCACGCACCCCACCGAGUUCGACUUCUACCUGUGCAGCCACCAGGGCAUCCAGGGCACCUCCCGGCCGUCGCACUACCACGUGCUAUGGGACGACAACCACUUCGGGUCCGACGAGCUGCAGUGCCUCACGUACCAGCUCUGUCACACCUACGUGCGUUGCACGCGCUCCGUGUCCAUCCCAGCGCCCGCCUACUACGCGCAUCUGGUAGCGUUCCGCGCGCGGUACCAUCUGGUGGAGAAGGAACACGACUCCGGGGAAGGCAGCCACCAGUCCGCUUGCAGCGAAGACCGCACGCCCGGCGCCAUGGCUCGUGCCAUCACUGUCCACGCGGUCACCAAAAAGGUUAUGUACUUCGCUUAAGAUUAGGGUAACUUUUGGCCGGUCUCGUCAGAUUCUGAGUAGUGUUUGUCAACUUAAGUUGCAGUUUUACACCGACACGUUAUUUUUUAUACACACUGACUUUUUAGUUCCAGUAGUUUUAGUCUUACAAAAGCAAACCAUGUAGUGUAUCCGAUAUACAAUAAAAAAUAAAGUAAGGGACAUUUAAAAAAGGUUGAUCAAAUGGAUUACCUACUUACCUAAACUUUUAUCACUAAUACAUACCAGACAUUGGGUACACCAACUGGUUUACUUUGGUGAGAUGUUCAAAAAGUUCUAAAAAGAUUAUGAACUUUAUGUACGUGCCACGUCUCUGCCCAUCAGCGUGGUUUAAGCCAUCCAUUAGACGAUAUGGUUUGCAUCAGUCAAUUCUGCCAAUCAUGAUGCAUGGAGCAGGGAGUAGUUAUUGGUCACACCAAAAUCAGUCAUUGCACUAGACAAUAGAUAAUAAUA
This is a messenger RNA of Maniola jurtina (meadow brown), 3342 nucleotides long. RefSeq names its product protein argonaute-2 (gene AGO1). The transcript is spliced from 14 exons. The coding region runs from base 142 to 2871 and encodes 909 amino acids. Gene Ontology annotation, molecular function: protein binding; RNA binding. The record is from RefSeq and is a predicted model, not a curated record. NCBI's taxonomy places the organism in Eukaryota, Metazoa, Arthropoda, Insecta, Lepidoptera, Nymphalidae.